CUCUUCGUAGAGAAUAUCUAACGAGGGGUUCACGAGGGCGAGUCAACGGACUGCCAAUCGAUCGUCACUCGUUUUCGGAGCAGUUGCGCUUGGGUAUUCGUAGAAACUCCUGUGUUUGGAUUUUUUUCCCGUCUCCAACGUUUUUUGGAGACAAUUUGAGGAUUAAGGAUGGUAAAAAUGGAGCACGAGGAUGGUAAAAAUGAACCUGAGCAUGUCCGCAAGCUCUUCAUCGGCGGUCUCGACUACAGAACCACCGAUGACUCCCUCAAGAAGCAUUUUGAGCAGUGGGGCGAGAUCGUGGACGUUGUGGUAAUGAAGGACCCGAAGACAAAACGCUCCAGAGGUUUUGGUUUCAUCACUUACUCCAGGGCCCACAUGGUGGACGAUGCCCAGAAUGCUAGGCCCCACCGUGUGGAUGGAAGAGUUGUUGAACCCAAGAGGGCAGUCCCUCGUCAGGAAAUCGGCCGACCUGAGGCCGGUGCCACUGUCAAAAAACUCUUCGUCGGUGGCCUCAAGGACGACCACGAGGAGGAGGACCUCAGACAGUACUUCCAGAGUUAUGGAAGUAUUAACUCUAUCUCAAUCGUUACUGACAAGGAAACUGGCAAGAAACGUGGCUUUGGUUUCGUCGAAUUCGAUGAUUACGAUCCUGUUGAUAAAAUCUGCCUGCAAAGGAAUCACCAGAUCCGGGGAAAACAUGUCGAUGUUAAAAAGGCAUUGAGCAGAGCAGAAAUGGCAUCAGCCACCGGUGGCGGUGGCGGAGGUGGUGGUGGAGGUGCUGGUAACCGCGGGGGGCAAUCCGGGGGGAGGGGUCCCAGGGGUGGCAAUCAGGGGGGCAAUCAGGGAGGAAAUUGGGGAGGUAGGGGAGGCGGUGGUGGUGGUGGGGGCGAUUGGAAUAACGGUGGUAGUCAGGGGGGUUACGGAGGGGGUAAUCAGGGGGGAUGGGGUGGAAAUGGACCCUGGGAGAAUCAAAAUCAAGGCAAGUCAUCAGGCGAAAUAGGGGGAGGCUGGGGUGGCCAGGGGGGCCAGGGUGGUUACAAUUCCGGGGGCAACUGGAGCAAUGACAACUUUGGCAGUGGAUAUCAGCAGGGAUAUGGCGGUGGACCAGUCAGAAACAACUUCAAUUCGGGAGGAAGGCCAGCACCCUACGGUACUAGUAUGGGUCCUAGUGGCCGGCAAUCUGGAGAUGCGAGAUGGAUGCCACAAUUCGGUGGACAAGGCCCAAUGGGCGGAAACUCUGGUGGAGGUGGUGGCGGUGGCUACGGUGGUGGCAACCAGGGUGGCUAUGGCGGUGGCAAUAUGGGGGGUGGAAACAUGGGUGGAGGUGGUGGCGGUGGCCGAAGAUACUAAACCCAGAAUGAACCAGGAACUCUCUCUCGUACGGUGAUCCCCUACUACUUGUCUUCUAGUCCGCACAGUAAACAACUGUGCUGUGUUAGUAUGAAGGCGGCAGGCAGGGUCUAGAAAGACAGGACAAUGGCAGGACAAUCAGGAGGUACAGGAGAAAGUAAUGAGAGUGAAAAAAUCGAAAGAUCAAAGUGAGGGAAUAGGUGAAUUAAGGAUAUCCAUUUAAGUAUUGACGUAGGUUUGAGGGGUUUUAUGUUCACACGAGAGAGUUUUAAUUACUUUCAAUAGUUUCCCUUUUCAGUCCGUGCUGUUUUGCUUUUUUUUUUAUUGAGGGUUUCAUCACGGGUUCAGAACAGGUCUGGGUUUUAUCAUCACAAUACAUUCUGGGACGAACCAUUCGCUGUGAGAGUUUAACGUGUCGAUUAAUAUUUAAUACCAAUUGUUCGGGAGAUUAUGGCACUUUUUUCCAAUCAUUGAGGUGGAGAUAGAAGAUAGAACAUUUGACAGCAUUUCAUUGUCGUGGAUGUGUUUAGGUUAAUACCCAAUUAAUGUUUAAGUUGUAUAAUGUCUUAAGAGGUAGUUUGAAUAAAUGGAGAAUUGAAACAACA
Molecule: messenger RNA, 1955 nt
Organism: Fopius arisanus
Lineage: Eukaryota; Metazoa; Arthropoda; Insecta; Hymenoptera; Braconidae
Gene: Hrb87F
Product: Heterogeneous nuclear ribonucleoprotein at 87F
Exons: 6
Coding region: 169-1350 (393 amino acids)
Biological process (GO): mRNA splicing, via spliceosome
Cellular component (GO): catalytic step 2 spliceosome
Molecular function (GO): mRNA 3'-UTR binding
Source: RefSeq, a predicted model, not a curated record